UGGCAGGGAAGGGCAGUUUGGGAUCAUUGAUAGGCUCCAAGUUGACCUCCACAUCCUCUGAGCAUGAAGCCUUUUGCAAAAGUGCCCGGACCAAGUAAUUUGCUUUGUUGUCUGUGGAGGAAUGAAGUCAGUCUCCCUCUUUUAGAGGGGAGAUAGGUAGAGUUCCUUCAGUUCUGUUCCACUUUACUGCAUUGAAAACAUCCUUGGGUUCUUCAAAUUCAUCAACUUUUGCAUGCCAGAAGUGGUGUUUGCUGUGCCAGACAACGCAGCGAAGGGCUUGUUUAGCAUCCCCAAUGUCCUCUGAUGUGGAUGUUGGGUCUUGUGUGACCCUGCGGAGUGUCUUGACUACUCUGGAACAAUCCUGGUUCCACCAUUUGUGGCCACAGGGCCGGGGAUAUGCUCGCUUGGUUGAGGCCUCCAGAGAGGUGGAGAUCGCCUGGGUGAUGCUAAGUGCGAGCUCAGGCUAUUCCAUCCACAUGCCUUUUCUCCCCUUGUAUUGUCUCCUGGAACAAAUUGUCAUUGAGGGUAGACCAGCGGAGAGGCGGAGUAUCCCAGGAGGUGGGAGGUCUGCAGUGACUUCUGAGGAUAUCCCAAGGUUGAGCAGAGCGCUAUUGGCCCAAGAUAGGUCAAUCAUGUUUUGUCCUCGAGUUGGUGAGUCUGGUGGGAGUGUCAGGGAGAGAUCUUGGGAAUCUGUCCAAGAUAGGAAGGGUUCAGCUCUGGGAGAGGGUCGAGCAGAGGACUGCCAUAUAGGAUGCUGGAGAUUGAAGUCUCCGGCUAUUAGGCAGGGGUGGGACGGGGCUGUCCCUGUCAUGAGGGAGUCCAGGCCUUGGCCUUCAUUGACUGCCCCUCGGGGGGCAUUAUAGACAUUAACCAGGAGUGCAGCUCUCUGGGGAGUGGUGAUUCAGACAGCCAGAACAUCUCUGGAAGUUGGUCCAAAAGGGACUAGUUCUGCUUUUAGGUGUGGGUGUUUAGAUAUAUAAGUGAGGACUCGGGGCCUAUCUGUCCAGUCUUCGAUCGGGGCGAAUUGGUGGA
Molecule: messenger RNA, 1032 nt
Organism: Aspergillus glaucus CBS 516.65
Lineage: Eukaryota; Fungi; Ascomycota; Eurotiomycetes; Eurotiales; Aspergillaceae
Exons: 3
Coding region: 294-863 (189 amino acids)
Source: RefSeq, a predicted model, not a curated record